Messenger RNA from Rubroshorea leprosula, 2500 nucleotides. NCBI's taxonomy places the organism in Eukaryota, Viridiplantae, Streptophyta, Magnoliopsida, Malvales, Dipterocarpaceae. The record is from the annotation of a GenBank genome assembly.
AAGGUAUUAACUCCACUACACUUCUCUCUCUGCAAUUACUCUUUGAGAGCUUCUUUCUCUAGAAUAUCGAGUAUUGCUAACUUGAGUGUCGGAGUAUUUUCCCUGAGAAAACAUCUUUGGGAUUUUCAGGUGUUGAAGUAGUUGAAGAUAUCUAUAAUGUAGAAUUGUGAAGCUGCCCAAACAUUUGGCGUCAUCUGUGGGAACUGAACAAAAAGUGUUGUAGUUUAACUAGGUUGAGCUAAAAAAUGGUACGUACCUUUAUAGGGAACCACCCCCCAAGAGAUAACAUGAACGACCAGGACAAUACUCAACCUUUGGAAAGUGAUCCCAAUGACUUCCGACCAAUGCCGAGAAACCUUUUUGUGGGAAAAGCAGAACAAGAACAAUCAAAUAGUUCAGACGAUGAACGAACACUUACUGGGGGUGAGCAACUGGCAACAGUAGUUGCAACCCGCAACUCCCCGGCCUUGAGCAAUGUGAUGGUUCCAACUAGGCCAAGAGGAAGUGGAAAAUUAAAUCCAGAACCCAGCUCGUCCAAGCAUAAUGAAGAGUUGCUAAGGAAGAAUGCUGAUCUCGAAAGACAGCUCAAAGAUGUACAGAGGUUUAUUGACGAGCUGAAAUGUCUGAGGUCGCGUCAACAAGCUCUCGAUUUGGAUAGUGCCCCUUUCAACCUAUCAAUUACGGCAGAACCAUAUCAAGAGGGAUUCAAGAUUCCUCACUUAGAGAUUCCAGCUGAUUAUAAGCGGCUAGAGGGAGAACUAGACAUUAUGAUACCUCACGCUGACCCUUUCGUGGCGACAAUUCACAUUGGCAAUCACAACGUCAAUAAGGUCUUCAUAGAUACGAGCAGUUCUCCAAACAUCCUAUAUUGGAGCUGCUUUCAAAAGAUGCAGCUAAACCCAGCUUCCUUGAAGAAGUAUGAAGGGCCAAUCUAUGGAUUCGACAAUCAGCCCGUCCCUAUUGAGGGAGUAAUCACACUUCCCAUAUACGUGGGUGCUAAACCAUGGUUUAGGAUGGCCUCAAUGAAUUUUCUAGUGUUCCCAACUCCUCAGGGUGUAGGAGUGCUCAAAGGGAACCAGAAAAUGGUCAGAAUCUACUACCAGGACACAUUUAAGAAGGUCAAACUCGUAAUAGCACCCAAGACCAGUGUUUCAAACAUUUCCAGGAUAUCAUCAAUUCAGCUGUGGUUGGACGACCAAGAGAAAAUGGCAUUUUAUGUGGGGGAUGCAAUCUACUAUUAUGUCAUGAUACUGUUUGGUUUGAAGAAUGCUAGCGCACCAUAUCAAAAGUUAGUUCAGGUUGUCUUUAAGUUUCAGAUCGACAGGAAUAUUGAAAUGAAGUUAAAUUUGUUGAAAUGUACAUUUGCUGUAGAAUUGGGUAAAUUCCUGAGGUAUGUGGUAUCCAAGAAGGAGAUUGAGGUGAACCCAGACAAGGUUGGGGCUGUGCAGCAAAUGGAACCCCUUAAAACAAUAAAAGAUGUACAACGUCUAACAGGUCUGCUCGCUGCUCUACACAGAUUCAUUGCUAGGGCGGCACAUUUCACUCUAGUUAACGAUCAGUUAUACGAACGAGCAACUUCAAUGCCCCUGUUACGUUGCCUCACUCCUUAUAAAGCUGAAUAUGUUAUAAGGGAAGUUCAUGAAGGACCCUUCGCUCAAUGGGGAGUUGAUCUGCUCGGUCCUUUUACAAAGGGCAAGGAAGGUGGCACACACUUCAUUGUUGCUGUGAAUUACUUCACUAAGUGGAUAGAAGCCAAACCGCUGUCCACAAUGAUCGAGAGGAAAAUAAAGGAAUUUUUGUUCAAUUCCAUACUAUGCAGGUUAUUCUGUGAUGAUUAUAACAUUGAGCUGACUCUCACUUCUGUAUACACUCCGCAGUCAAACGGACAAGCAAAAUCAACCAAUAAAAUCAUUUUGCAUGGCCUUAAGACAUGUGUCCUAGCAGCGCACUCUAAUUGGGUUGACAAGCUCAACAAAGUGUUAUGGUCAUGCCGCACUACGCCCAGCUCGGCCACUGGCGAAACCCCAUUUUGCCUUGCCUAUAGAGCUGAGGUUAUAAUCCCAGUGCAAAUCGACUUGUCAUCCAACAGGUCAGCUCAGCAUAAUGAUUCUAAUAAUGAGCAACUCUUGAGAGAAAACCUAGACCUUGUCGAGGAGGUUAGAGAAAUGUCUCGAAUGAGAAACAUGGCCUAUCAGAGUCGUGUUGCUAGAUUUUACAAUAAAAGGGUUCGUGUUCGUCAAUUUCAAGUCGGCAACCUGGUUUUACGCAAGGUUGAGCUCACUAAUGCUUAUUCGCACAUGGGUAAGCUCGCCCCUAAUUAGGAAGGUUCUUAUAUGGUAGUUCAAGUUAAAUGACCUGGGUCUUACUUACUAGCAGAUUCACAAGGUCAUUAAUUACCAUUUACUUGGAACAUACACAAUCUCAGGAGAUAUUAUAGUUAGUUUGUACUACAAUUAAACAUACUAAUAAGAUGUAAAGUGUAUAAAAAAAUUACUGAAUA